This is a messenger RNA of Marchantia polymorpha subsp. ruderalis, 2253 nucleotides long. The record is from the annotation of a GenBank genome assembly. NCBI's taxonomy places the organism in Eukaryota, Viridiplantae, Streptophyta, Marchantiopsida, Marchantiales, Marchantiaceae.
GAUGGAGUAAAACCGAAAGAUGCGGAGCAUAAGAUUCGUCCGUUCAAGUGUGUCGACAUACAUGCCAUGCCAGGGGUCCUGUUACUGUCUAAGCUGCCGGCUGCAAAUGCGUACAGCAACUGGUCCUUGAUUUCGAUGGCAAAUUUAAGGCGCAUCACUUUCUCCUCUUCCGUACACAGACAAAUCGAUUAGACUCGCCUCGUACGGAAUCAAGAGUGAAUAAGAUUCAAGCUACGAAUCAAGGCGCCUAGCGUGUGCUUGCUUAAAGCUUGUACACUUGCGGGGGCGUAAGGAAGAACGGACUGAUUUGGGUCGAAUUUACUCUCAAGAGGGCAACGCUGUAUCUUUAUGCAAUCUCAUAAACGAAGCUGCUAAUUUCACAUCCGUUUUCCCUAGUUCGUCGAAAGUUCUGAGGGUAAGCCGAUUAUAAGCAACAUGGGAGACUGCGGAGGAGCCGCCGACUUGAAUGGAGUCGACAAGAGUCAGGCGACACGUCUGAAGGGCGGGGCUAUAGCUGGAAUUCUAAUCGCUAGUGCCCUGGGAGUGGCGAUUCCUCUUUUGGGAAGGAAGUUCAGGUUUCUACGAGUCGAAGGCAGGCCUUUUGUCGUCGCGAAGUCAUUUGCCGCCGGAGUUAUUCUGGCCACGGGGUUCGUACACAUUCUGGGCGAAGCAUCGGAGAGACUGCAAAGCGAGUGUUUACCAGAGAUGCCGUGGCACAAGUUCCCUUGGACUGGAUUCAUCGCAAUGAUGUCCGUCUUCCUCACUUUGGUCGUGGACGCCGUGGGUACCGAGUAUUACGAGAGAAAGCAUGGAGUCUUUAUGGGUCAUGGGCAUGGAGCUCUUGAGUCAGCGUCAAGCCGCGUGGCCGUCGACAACAAGACUAUCGACGAGGAGAAGAACACUCUCGACUUUGCCCAGCGCGAGAAAGAAACCGAACAUCUGAGACAUGUGGUCAUCUCGCAGGUCCUGGAGUUGGGAAUUAUCGCACACUCGGUUAUCAUCGGAAUCUCACUCGGAGUUUCCGACACUCCCAGCAGCAUCAGACCGCUGUUCGCCGCUCUAUGCUUCCAUCAAUUCUUCGAAGGCAUCGCCCUCGGUGGCUGCAUUGCACAGGCUGGAUUCAAGAGAGUGGCCUCCUUCCUGAUGGCGACCUUCUUCGCAUUGACCACUCCGUUCGGAAUCGCUCUCGGCAUCGGAAUUGCCUCGAGCUACAACGAGAACAGCCAAAGCUCGCUUAUCGUCCAAGGCCUGUUCGACGCGAUUUCUGCUGGAAUCUUGAUCUACAUGGCUUUGGUGGACUUGAUCGCACACGACUUUCUCGGAAAGCGCAUGAAGGGCGACCGGCGAUUGCAAGCGAUGUGCUACACGGCCCUGUUCGCCGGCGCCACUGCCAUGUCCGCUCUGGCCAUCUGGGCCUGAGAGCUCGACAGUGUCUUGUCAUCCUUUGUACGAUUUUAAAAUACAUACACUCAUCGUCCGUGGGGACCAUGUAUGAACAAAAGCUUUGAAGACUGCAGAGAUGAGAACUAUAGAGGUUUGAGUGUCCGGCUCGUGCUCUUCGACAACACCGCGCGGAGAGACUGUAAAACAUGAACGAUCCAGAAUAAGUUGCGGGGCCGAUCAUCGACGAUGACGACGACGGCGGGCUUCGAACAUCCAUCCGGCCACAUCCACUGUGGCAUCCAUAGGCAAAAUCGAGUGGCCGACUGGGCUGGCGGUCAAUGUGUCGAGAUCAUCACCAUCAGGCGGGCUCAUCCUUUGGUCGGCUCUGCAGCAGCUGAUCGUGAUGACCUGUUCGAGAGUUUUGUGUGUAACAACCAACCACCCAUCCAAAUGUAAAAGUUUAAAGUAGGAUUUUUUUCGGUGAUUUGAUCAUCCAGUUGAUAAUAAAUUCAGAGCGUUGCAUCCUCGUUCGCAUACAGAUCUGAUCUAAAUAGUUAACUUCUGAAUCGCGAACGGACAGCAACCUUCCGCGUUUUUCUUUCAUAUUCAUAACCUCAGUUAUAGGCCCAUACUCCAUUUAUCAACCUCCUGAUGAUUUUGAGCGGACGUGAGUGUGAUUACCACCGCGGUGAUGUGCGUUCGCAUAGCCUCAGUGGAACUGAUGUUCUUCUAGUCCCUCUGACGCAUCCCACAAUCACCGAUGCAAUGUAAAACCGACGUAAAAAUAUUUUUGUACAUUCAUGGCAUUCGCAUGAAUGUACUUCAACUCACAAGUCGAGGAUGUUUACUGGCUUUUAAGAUUACAAGCGA